Maylandia zebra (zebra mbuna) is the source of this 1458-nucleotide messenger RNA. The record is from RefSeq and is a predicted model, not a curated record. Lineage: Eukaryota; Metazoa; Chordata; Actinopteri; Cichliformes; Cichlidae.
AUAUCCUUGUUGAAGCAAAGUCUGGAGAUGCAGCUGUCCCAGUCGCAGUCGUCGCUGCAGCAGCUACAGCACCAGUUCAGCCAGGAGAGGGAGCACCUGAGGAUGCAGCUGGAGGAGCUGCAGACGGAGCAUCAGAGGCGACAGCACCGUCUGCAGGAGGCCCACCGCUGCGCCAUGCAGGACAUGGAGCACGCCAGCAACGUGAUUUGAAGGACCUGGAGGAGCGUCUCCGCCACCAUCACCAUGCAGAGCUGCAGUCUCUCAGAGAGGCUCACCGCCAGAGCAUCGAGACGCUCAAACAGCAGUCAGAACAGGAGCUUCAAACGCUCCGCUUUGAACUGGAGGAUGAGGGCAAAGCCAUGUUAGCCUCUCUGCGAUCGGAGCUGAACCACAUCCACGCGUCAGCCAUCGAACACCUGAGACAAACCCACCAGCACGAGUCAGCCGCCGCCAAGGCCGAGCUGGAGAAGACGAUCGAGAAUAACCGGACACAGGAACGCGAGCUGUUGGGCCGGAUCUCCGAGUUGCAGGAGGAGGUGACGAGGAGGAAGAACCACAUCGCUCAGCUGGACCACCAAAUCCACACGCUCAACGAGAACAUCAGCACCCUGACUAAAGAGCUGGAGCUGAAGGGCAAGGAGGUGCUCAAGAUCCGCAGUGAAGCCAAUCAGCAGAUCCGGGCUCAUGAGCAGGAGCUGACAAAGAGACACGAGCGGGAGCUAGCCGAGCUGAGCGCCGUCCACAGCAGGGAGACGCAGAACAUGCUGUCAGAUUUCAACAAAGCCCAGGAACUGCUCAAAGACAAGAUCUCCGCCCUUCAGAUACUGUUGGAAGGAACAGAGGAUAAGUUCAGGAACAGAGAGAGUCGUCCUGAGGAUCUGCAGCUCAUCGCCGAGCUCAAAGAUAUGGUUUCUGAGAGAGAAACUCUAGUCAAAAAACUGGUGGACGAUAAAAAGUUCUACCAGCUGGAACUCGUCAACAGGGAGACCAACUUCAACAAAGUGUUCACCGCCAGUCCUAAUGUGGGAGUUAUCAACCCGCUCAUUAAGCAAAAGAGAAAGAAUGAGAAAACAGCAGCCAGCAGAUUGAGCAGCUCUCCUAAUGUCAGGGCUCUGGAGGGAGCAGGUAUGGGCAUGGGCUUGGUGGGUACAGGGAGCGGCCAGCCCCCACAACCACCACCCCCGCCCCCAACCCCGCCCAGUCGCCUAGAGCCUAUCCCCAACUCCCCCCUCCAUCACCUUGAGCUCAACUCCAACAAACCUCUUGCCCCGCUGACCCCUCCCACCGAACCCAAGAAAUUCAUGAGCCCUCCUGAAACAAAGGACUCUGCCAUCGACUCCCCGGACGCUCAGCGCCAGGAGUGGUUCGCCCAAUACUUUUCCUUUUGAUCGACCACAGACCUGCAAACACAACGAUUCAGCAUGUCAACCGAACUUUUAAAAAAAAGAAAAAGAAAAA